Messenger RNA from Prunus armeniaca (apricot), 1971 nucleotides. The record is from the annotation of a GenBank genome assembly. Lineage: Eukaryota; Viridiplantae; Streptophyta; Magnoliopsida; Rosales; Rosaceae.
AUGGGACGUAACUCCCUCGCUCCCGGGUUCCGAUUCCACCCGACCGAUGAAGAACUGGUCUGGUACUAUCUGAAGCGUAAGGUGUCUGGGAAAAACUUCCGAUUUGAUCCCAUCUCCGUCAUCGAUAUCUACAAGACAGAGCCCUGGGACCUACCUGGCAAGUCGAAGCUGAAGACGGGGGAUUUGGAGUGGUACUUCUUCAGUUUUUUGGAUAAGAAGUAUGGAAAUUCGUCGAGGACGAAUCGGGCAACUGAAAAAGGGUACUGGAAGACUACUGGUAAGGACCGCCCGGUUCUACACAAUUCCAGGAAUGUCGGGAUGAAGAAAACCCUUGUUUUCCAUAGCGGGAGGGCCCCGAAAGGUGCCAGAACUAAUUGGGUUAUGCAUGAGUAUCGCCUUUCAAAUGAGGAGCUGGAGAAAUCUGGAAUUCAACAGAAAGAUCCGUAUGUGCUUUGUAGGAUAUUCCAGAAGAGUGGAACGGGACCGAAGAAUGGGGAGCAGUAUGGUGCUCCUAUUGCUGAGGAGGAAUGGGACGAUGAUGAUGUGACUUGUGUACCUGGUGAACUGGCGGCUGAUAAUGUAGUGGUAGUCAGCGGAGGGCCAUAUGUUGAGACAAAUGAUGCCAGCAAUGGGGCAUAUGUUGAAGCGUUUGACAAUGAUCAGAAUUUUGACACAGGCAUUCCAUCUGAAUGUCCUCCAUUGAACUUUUAUUAUGGGGAGACGAGCAACUAUGUUGAGCAUUCUGGGGAGUUUGUUGAUGAUGGUACAACGGCUGUGAUGGGCACUGGGGAAACUUCGGAAUACCAUGAAGACCAGAAGUUCUUUGACUUACCAGUGGAUUAUGAGAUGGGUGGAAAGACAGUGAAAGAUGAAUAUUUAAUUUCAGAAAAUUAUGAUGACUUGAAAUUCUUUGACGUACCAGAGCACUCUGAGGCAGAUGCAAAACUAGUCAAAGUUGAAUGUUUCAUUGAACCAAGCAAUGAUACGAAUCCUGCUGAUGUCAAUUACCCACUUAAUGAACCUUAUUUUAACACUGCUGAAAAUCCACCAGUUGGUGAUGGGCUAUUCCUUGAAACUAAUGAUCUUUCAAAUCCAGUUGAGUCAACUGCAGGCUUUGACAUGCUUGAUGAGUACCUUACAUACUUUGAUGCUGAUGAUGACAUUUCUCAGUAUAUUGAUUUUGAUUCCUGUGGAAUGAUGGGGGUUGAAAAUUCUGUUCCUGACCAAUCUCCAGUUGACCAGAAGCAGCUUGUGAAUGGCGAAACUGAACAACUACCAAUGGGAGUUGAACAUCUUGCACAAGCAGAGGAUACCAAUGAUGCAUCUUCAUCGGAGCAAAAGCCAGAGUUCAAGCUUGAAUCAGACGUUAACUAUCCCUUCAUCAAAAAGGCCAGUCACAUGAUGUUGGGCAACAUACCUGCUCCACCUGCAUUUGCUUCAGAGUUCCCUGCUAAAGAUGCAAUUCUUCGGCUAAAUUCUGGUUCAGCAUCUUCCAGUUCAGUUAAUGUUACUGCUGGCAUGAUCAGAAUUAGAGACAUAACUUCAAGUGACAACAGGAUGGACUGGUCUUUUGGCAAGGACGGGGUUGUCAACCUUGUCUUUUCUGUUCAGCUGUCGCAGAAUGACGGCAAUUCUGGCAAUCUGGUGCCAAUGGAUGGCUCACUCUCUGGAAAGACAGGAUGUGUUGUGAUGCGGGGCUGGUUUUUGUUUAUGUUCUUCUGGGUCCUAUUUCUCUCAAUGAGUUUCAAAAUUGGUAGCUAUGUCUAUACCAGAGAAGGGAGCAAAUGCGUUACUCAUUACCACGUCAAUGGUUCUCUACAUCAUUGCAAGAUGCCAUACUCUGCAGGAGCUCAAAUGCUUAGGAAAGUUAAAAUUUGUCAUGCUUUCGACAUGCCGGAUCCCGUAGCAUCGGAACAUGUACAAGCACCACCGUCAAUGGUUUUCAGAAAAACGUUUGUGAGCGUUUGUUGA